CGUACAGCGAGCGAGACAAUCCUCGAAAUUACGACCGUAUCUUCAGCGACAGUACACCAAACAAUUUCUACGCUUUCUUUCGACAUACAAAAGGCAUGAAUCGACAAGGCCAACCUAACCAGCGUCCACCGAACCUUACCCCAAAUCCGAAUCUCGCCGGCCAAUUUCGACCUCCAUAUCCCUUUGGAAUGCCACCGCGAAGUGUAAUACAGACGGGCGGCUAUGUCCCAGGAAUACAACCAACGAACCAUCGGACGGCGGUACAGCAGUCACAGACACCGAGCAUAGUGCCACCGUCGCCAUAUGUAUCGCAGCGGGGGCAGAGCAGUUACGCGUUUGGUGGAGGGCUCCAGCAUCAUCCAACGUCAAUACAACCGCCCCAGCAGUCACAGCAGUCGCAACAACAGCAGCAGCAGUCAUCCUCAAAUGGCACACCUCUACCACCAUCCAGUAUUGGGGCGCCCUCGGUGUCGUCGACGAGUGAGGUGGGGUUGGACCCGAACGAUUUUCCGGCACUUGGAUCGACAUCAGGGAACAAUGGCUCCAGCAGUAACAACAACGGGGCUGUUGGUAGUGGUGCAACGACGAGUUAUGCAAGUCAAGCAGGGACUGGUGUAGGACUGUCGGCCUCUGGUGUUGGAGCGGGUUCGCUGGGGACAGCAACAGGGGUGAACAGCGCAGGCCACCCGAGGGAUUUCACGCCAGAUGACUUCCCAGCGCUGGGCGGGCAGUCGCAGGGCCAAGGGCAGAAUCCGACAUCGCAAAGUCAAAACCAGUCGCAGGAAAGUCAUUCACACCCGCCAGGUCUAAACGGAUUCCAACACUCGGACCAUGCUCAUCAACAACACCGGCAGAAUCUAUUGGGUGCAUUGAGCGGGCUACAGACGCCCGGCAUGCUUAAUUUGGCGCCUACGCAAGCGAGGAAUGUUCAUCCUGGAUUUCAGACGGAAACGGAGAAGCAGCAGCAACAGCAGCAACGGAAUAACUUCGCAUUGAAGCUAAACCAAACCUCACACCCGGCAUGGAAUUCCCCAAACAUCAAUCCAGGACCCUCUGCACAAACUCAGCUGGGCACGGGAUCAUUUGUGAACCCACCACCAACAGCAUCAUCGCAGCAAAACGGCACACACCAAAACUCGUCUACCACGGCCCUUAACGCGCCUCCCGGAGUCCCCCCACCGUCAACAAAUUCGUUUGCCCAGCAACAGCAGCAAACGAACUCCUCGGCCCCUCCACCAUAUACAGCGAACGGCAUGGCAGUAGAAUCACAUCCCAAUACGAACACCAACUCCAAUCAAAUUUCAUCAUCACAUGGAUUACAGCAUCCCCAAACGCCAGCGCAACAGGUGCUUGUUAGCGCCGCCGACCGAUGGGGACUACUAGGACUGCUGUUGUCCAUCAAGAAUGCAGGCCAAGAUCCAGAUCAAGGGCUUAGCGUGGUUGGCACAGAUCUAGGGACGAUGGGAUUAGAUAUGGGGUAUGCUGGGAAUCUGUAUUCGACGUUCAUAACACCUUGGGCAGACCAAUCAGCUGCGCGGUCCGUCGAGCCGGACUUUCAUCUACCUGCAUGCUACAACGUGCAACCGCCACCGCCCGGGCCUGCCAAAGUAACCGCUUUUAGUGACGAAACUCUCUUCUUCAUGUUCUAUUCAAGUCCAAAGGACGCACUGCAGGAGAUCGCGGCCCAAGAACUAUGGAACAGGAACUGGAGAUUUCACAAGGACCUGCGGUUGUGGAUAACCAAGGAGACAGGCAUGGUGCCUUCACAAAAGGUUCCCGGUGGCGAGUCGGGGCAGUAUCAUGUUUGGGAUGCUGAAAACUGGGUAAAGGAUCGCAAGGACAUGACUGUGAUGUACAACGAGUUAGAGGAGAAGAACGUACCAGCGUUUCUUCCCGGUCCUGGCAUACACCUAGCGAACCCGCCGCCGACGCCACAAGUGGGGCAGCAACCCGUGCAGACGACACGAGGAGCAUCAUUACAGGCUGGCAUGGCAUUGUAAUCGGUAAUUGAUGAUUUAAAUGGUCAUUUUACGCAUUCUCUCUGGUGACUACUACAUCAUCGCCAUAUCAUCGACAUACAUCGAACUUAUUAUCUUUCGUCCUUCACCUUCUAUUUUGCUGGUCCAUCGAACUGUACCUAUACUUAACGUUUGUUCUACAUCUUAUCCAUUUGCUGUUACUUGUAACAAUGGUGACGCAAGAUGGUUAAAAAUGG
This is a messenger RNA of Desarmillaria tabescens, 2215 nucleotides long. RefSeq lists its product as uncharacterized. Gene Ontology annotation, biological process: nuclear-transcribed mRNA poly(A) tail shortening; regulation of DNA-templated transcription. The record is from RefSeq and is a predicted model, not a curated record. NCBI's taxonomy places the organism in Eukaryota, Fungi, Basidiomycota, Agaricomycetes, Agaricales, Physalacriaceae. Bases 96 to 2000 code for a protein of 634 amino acids. Gene Ontology annotation, cellular component: CCR4-NOT core complex; P-body. The transcript has 6 exons.